Messenger RNA from Argentina anserina (silverweed cinquefoil), 2133 nucleotides. Its product is annotated as exocyst complex component EXO70B1. Bases 123 to 2024 code for a protein of 633 amino acids. Gene Ontology annotation, molecular function: phosphatidylinositol-4,5-bisphosphate binding. The record is from RefSeq and is a predicted model, not a curated record. NCBI's taxonomy places the organism in Eukaryota, Viridiplantae, Streptophyta, Magnoliopsida, Rosales, Rosaceae. Gene Ontology annotation, biological process: exocytosis. The transcript has a single exon. Gene Ontology annotation, cellular component: exocyst.
UUGAUUUAAUUCAGAAACCAAAGCCUUCCUCUUUUUCGCUCACAAAUUUCACAAACCCUAGUAAUCUUUUUAUUUUUGGACUCCAACUGUGCUAAAGAGUUGGAUUUAGGCAACCAAAAAUAAUGGCGGAAAACGGCGAGGAGAAGCUGCUGGCGGUUGCGCGCCACAUCGCCAAGACGCUGGGGCACAACGACAACAUGGCCGAUGAUAUUUUGCAGAUUUUCUCGAAUUUCGACGGCAGAUUUUCUCGCGAGAAAAUGGCCGACGAUGAUCGGAGAAAUUCCGCGGCUCUGGAGUUGACGCUCAAGAAGCUGGAGCGGCAGAUCUCGCAGUAUGUAGCUGCCGACCAGCCUAUCUGGUCCGACUCGGUUGACGCUGCAGCGUUUCUGGAAGCCAUCGACGACUUGAUAGCGACUAUAAGAGAGUGGUCUCCCAUGGCCGGGGAUAAGUCCGUCGGCGCGUGUCUCAUACGCGCCGAGGAUUUGAUGCAGCAGACUAUGUUCCGGCUGGAGGACGAGUUCCGGACCUUGGUGGAGCGCGGCGGCGAGUCCCUCGAGCUCAGCCGCGCGUUCCGGAGCGAGUCGAAUGGGAACUUGUCGUUCGACGACGAUGAAGACGACGAGGACGAGGACGGAGUGAUCGGCGGCGACGGCGAGGAGGAGCACGAGAUCCCCACGGCGCAGCCGAUCACGGAUUAUGACAUCAUCAUCGACGCGCUGCCGUCGGGGACGAUCAACGAACUUCACGAGAUUGCGAAGCGGAUGGUGGCGGCCGGGUUCGGGAAGGAGUGCUCGCACGUGUACAGCAGCUGCCGGCGGGAGUUUCUGGAGGAGAGCUUAUCGCGGCUAGGGUUACAGAAGCUGAGCAUCGAUGAGGUUCAGAAGAUGCCGUGGCAGGAUCUCGAGGACGAAAUCGAACGGUGGAUCAAAGCCGCUAACGUCUCGCUUCGGAUUCUGUUCCCCAGCGAGCGACGACUCGUUGACCGCGUCUUCUACGGCCUCUCCGCCGCCGACCUCGCGUUCAUGGAGGUCUGCCGGGGAUCGACGAUCCAGAUACUCAAUUUCACCGACGCCGUCGCUAUCGGGAGCCGAUCGCCGGAGAGGCUGUUCAAAGUGUUGGAUGUGUUUGAGACCAUGCGUGAUUUGAUGCCGGAAUUCGACGCCUUGUUUUCGAAUCAGUACUGUUUGUUUCUCAGGAACGAAGGUGUUACGAUCUGGAAAAGACUAGGGGAAGCAAUUAGAGGAAUUUUCAUGGAAUUAGAGAAUCUGAUCAGUCGUGAUCCGGCGAAGACUCAGGUUCCGGGCGGCGGGCUGCACCCGAUUACCCGUUACGUGAUGAACUAUCUCCGAGCGGCGUGUCGUUCGCGGCAGACGCUGGAGCAGGUGUUUGAGGACAAUGCUGGAGUUCCUCCUCAUCAGUCCAAGGUGGACGAUAGGGCUUCGUCUUCAUCCAUGUCAGUUCAGAUGGCUUGGAUUAUGGAGCUGCUGGAGAGCAAUUUAGAGGCCAAGUCGAAGAUUUACAGGGACUCGGCUUUGUGCUAUGUGUUUAUGAUGAACAAUGGGAGGUACAUUGUUCAGAAAAUUAAAGAUAGUGAGUUGGGAUCUCUAUUGGGAGAUGAUUGGAUCCGAAAGCACUCGGCCAAAGUUAGACAGUACCAAGUGAACUACCAAAGAAGCUCGUGGAACAAGGUGGUGGGAGUGUUGAAGCUCGAGAGUGGCUCCCUGGCGCCGAAUGUUGCAGUCAAGUCCAUGAAAGAGAAGCUCAAGUUGUUCAACAUCUACUUCGACGAAAUCUGUAAAAACCAAACCAAUUGGGUCAUUUUUGAUGAGCUGCUCAGGGACGAAUUAAGGACUUCCCUCACCAAAAUCUUGUUGCCGGCAUACCAAAGCUUUGUGGGAAGAUUUCAGAAUGUUCCUGAAAUUGGGAGACAUGACAAGUAUAUCAAGUAUGACCCCGAGGACAUUGAAGCUCGGAUCAAUGGCUUGUUUCAGGGGAAUCGAGGAUCCGGUGGUGGCAGGAAGUGAAGAAGGCAAGCUGCUCUGCUAGUGGAGAAGGCUUGUAUGUAAUGAAUGGUGUAAUGGUUACAAAAAGUUAUGUACGAGUUCAUUGGUCCAAAAUGACUUGUGGCCUUGU